AUGAAACUUUCCGCUAUCAUCUCGAGUCUGCUCGUUUGCGGCCUAGGAGCUUCUGCUGUCCCACCAACCACCGCAUUCCCUCUGAAAACUCCAUCCCGACCUCUUCUUCAAUGGACUCUUCCUCCUGUCAUACCGCAGAUGCGGCCUGCCUUCCAAGCCAAGAUUGACUGGGAUUUGGACAAUAACCAUACCAUUCAGACGCCAUCUGGCCUUCGUGCUAGCUGGUGGAGUCGCGAGGGCUACUUGUAUGAUACGACGGGCCGGCAGUUUGGCGAAAUUCUUCGUGCAAACGAUGACGGCGUUGUAACGUCUGGAACAGACCCGGGGACCAAAUAUCUUGAGCUCCUCAUUUCAUAUGUUGUAAAGCUAGAUGAUGGUCACUGGGCGUAUGUGAAGCAUACCGGCGGCGCUAUUGUUCGCCAGUACCAGAAUGGCAUUGUUCGAGUAGAAACGGAUUCUAAAAAGUACACCUGGCUUAACCGAGUUGAUUUCAUUGCCCCUGGGACGUUUAACGGCACCGAGGUAAUGACGGUCAAUCACUACUUUCCCAAUUCUAACAGCUUGCCAAAUGGGUUACCGAAGAAAGAUAACCGGUAG
Molecule: messenger RNA, 597 nt
Organism: Metarhizium brunneum ARSEF 3297
Lineage: Eukaryota; Fungi; Ascomycota; Sordariomycetes; Hypocreales; Clavicipitaceae
Source: RefSeq, a predicted model, not a curated record